UCCAGGAAGCAAACGAGUAGUUAGCGCUGACCUGGGGCAUGUGUGGGUCCUGGAGUCAGGCCAUGUGGCCUUGGGGGAGUGUCUGCCACCCGCACCUGCUCCCCCAGCUCGCGAGCAGGCCAACAAAGACCCCAGUGUCACAGGCUUGUAGGAGGGAACUGUUCCAUUCGGGCAGCUGGAACAGCUCAGGGGAAACCAGGGGGAAACCGAGGCUCAGAGCCUCAGGGUCCCAGGGGCCUGGGCUAUGCUGUCCCAGUGCCCUCAGCCCACAGCUGGCCGAGCCCCAGCCGGCGUGAUCCCAGCGUGGCCCAAGUGGACAUUCACCUAACGCAACUGUCGCGCCACCACCAGGCCCUUGCACAACACCGGACACCUGGUUGUCCAGUUAACAAUUGACCAGGAAUUGGGGGGGCUGUGGGGACAUAAAAGGUGGCGGCAGUGGCACUGUGGCCGCGCCCCCGGAGCCUCAGCCAUGCCCAUGCUCAUGCUCUGCCUGCUGUGCGCCCUGGCAACAGUGGCUCGGCCUGUCUCUGCGGCUCCCAGGGGCGGCCAGGAGCCAGCACAACAGGAGGAGUUGACCCUCCUCUUCCACGGGGCCCUGCAGCUGGGCCAGGCCCUCAACGGCGUGUUCAAGACCACGGAGGCACAGCUGAUGGAGGCCGGGCACAGCCUGGGCCUCUAUGGCCGUGCACUAGGGCUCCUGGGGCAGGAAGUCAGCCAGGGCCGGGAUGCAGCCCGGGAGCUACGAGCAAGCCUGUCAGAGUUGCAGACGGAGGAGAAUGCUCUACAGCUGCAAGCAGAGGCUGCAGCCCAGGCGCUGGGGGAGGCAGCCCAGGGACAGCAGGAGCUGCGGGAGAGCAUGCAGGGGCUAGAUGCCCGGCUGAGGGGCGCCCAGCUGGGACACGCCCGCCAAGAAUUGGAGGCCUUAAAGGCCCGUGCCGAUAAGCAGAGCCACAUCGUGUGGGUCCUCACGGGCCAUGUGCAGCGGCAGAGGCAGGAGAUGGCGGCCCAGGAGCACCGGCUGCGACAGAUCCAGGAGAGGCUCCACACAGCGGCGCUCCCCGCCUGA
This is a messenger RNA of Equus quagga, 1069 nucleotides long. It is a transcript of the gene ANGPTL8, whose product is annotated as angiopoietin like 8. Bases 473 to 1069 code for a protein of 198 amino acids. Lineage: Eukaryota; Metazoa; Chordata; Mammalia; Perissodactyla; Equidae. The record is from RefSeq and is a predicted model, not a curated record. The transcript is spliced from 4 exons. Gene Ontology annotation, biological process: triglyceride homeostasis; regulation of lipid metabolic process.